Messenger RNA from Nematolebias whitei (Rio pearlfish), 944 nucleotides. RefSeq names its product stanniocalcin 1 (gene stc1). NCBI's taxonomy places the organism in Eukaryota, Metazoa, Chordata, Actinopteri, Cyprinodontiformes, Rivulidae. The record is from RefSeq and is a predicted model, not a curated record. Gene Ontology annotation, cellular component: extracellular region. Gene Ontology annotation, molecular function: hormone activity. The coding region runs from base 99 to 944 and encodes 281 amino acids. The transcript has 4 exons. Gene Ontology annotation, biological process: intracellular calcium ion homeostasis.
AGAACAGUGGAGAGAAAUCACCGACUUCUUCUCCUCCAGUCAGCCUGUCAGAAGGAGCCCACCCCCCUCUCGCUCUCUCACCCCCCCUCCAUCCACACAUGAAGCCCUCACAAAGCAGCAGGAAGUGUCUCUGUGCGUUCAGUUGCUGUGGGAGCUCCUGCGCUGAGAGGACGAUGCUCUGGAGGACCGGACUUUUGCUCCUGAUGGUGCUGAACGCAUCUGCAUACGAACUGGAUCAGAACGAGUCCUAUGCGCCCAGGAGGGCACGCUUCUCUGUCAGCAGCCCUUCAGAUGUGGCACGCUGUCUCAACAGUGCCCUCCAAGUUGGCUGCGGAGCCUUCGCCUGCCUGGAGAACUCAACUUGUGACACAGAUGGUUUGCAUGACAUCUGCAAGUCCUUCCUGUACAGUGCUGCUAAAUUUGACACUCAGGGUAAAGCGUUUGUAAAGGAGAGCCUAAAGUGCAUUGCCAAUGGCAUUACCUCCAAGGCAUUCCCAACCAUCCGUCGCUGCUCCACCUUCCAAAGAAUGAUAUCCGACGUCCAAGAGGAGUGUUACAGCAAGCUGGACAUCUGCACCGUGGCCCAAACUAAUCCGGAUGCUAUCGGUGAAGUGGCACAGCUGCCGAGCCAUUUCCCCAAUAGAUUUUAUGGGAAGCUGCUGCAGAGCCUGAUGGACUGUGAUGAGGACACGGUGGAUCGCAUCAGGACCAGCGUGGUGUCACGUCUGGGCCCUGAGAUGACCAUGCUCAUCCAGCUGCUGCAGAACAAGCCCUGCCCGUCCACUGCUGUGGCUGCAGCCGCCGCCAUCCCGACUGGCGUGGAGGGCCGUGGGAGCUGGCGCUGGUCAGCGGGACCCAAUAUGUACAAGAUCCAGCCUAAUCUGCGAAACAGAGACUCUGCCACUCAUUUAGGCAAGAAGCGCUCCGCCAGUGACAACUCUUAA